This is a messenger RNA of Achroia grisella, 4819 nucleotides long. RefSeq names its product bumetanide-sensitive sodium-(potassium)-chloride cotransporter (gene NKCC). Gene Ontology annotation, biological process: potassium ion import across plasma membrane; sodium ion transmembrane transport; cell volume homeostasis. NCBI's taxonomy places the organism in Eukaryota, Metazoa, Arthropoda, Insecta, Lepidoptera, Pyralidae. Bases 346 to 3513 code for a protein of 1055 amino acids. The transcript is spliced from 20 exons. The record is from RefSeq and is a predicted model, not a curated record. Gene Ontology annotation, molecular function: sodium:potassium:chloride symporter activity. Gene Ontology annotation, cellular component: membrane.
UACGCAUCCGCGGCUACGUCCGAAAGGAUCGCGGCGGUUGUUCGGAACGGAUCGCUUUUAUUCGAACAUAUACUUUAAUCCGGACGAGUAAUGCCUUAAAUAAAUUUUAAUGAAGAAAUAUAAUUAAUAUUUGCCACAUAAAUAUUUUCUAUCAAGUGACUGUGAAGAAAUUAUGUUUUCAGUGAUUUGAAACUUGAUUAAGGAGGAAAAUAGAAGAAAAUUUGUGAAAAUUAUGUGGUUAAGAACGACAACUUCUAAUAGAAAUCUGCAUAAUAUUGUGGAACUUAUAAGUAAAGUCAACCCGUACAAAACCAGUCUUCGGUAGUCCAUCGACUUGCAACAAUCAUGGAAGGAAGAUUCAAAGUAUCGUCUGUAGAUUCAGAAUGUAAAAAGAAUGGUAUACAUAUGGGGGCGAAUAUCAUAACGCGGCCACUAAGGAAUUCAGCGGAGACAGCUGAACGUGGUGUGUCCCCUAAUGCUCAACCUGAUACUUGGCUUCAUGAUGCCGGCUGGCGAAGAAAGAGAUCACUUGCGCAGCUCACAAGAGAAGCUUUACCCAGAAUGGAAAACUACAGAAAUUCCAAAAGAGCGCUGAAAAGGCCUAGUCUUGGAGAGUUGCAUGGAGACCAUCUUAUUACGGAAGAGGACGAGAAAAAUCAAAGGGACACCAAAUCGCCGACUCCCACUGUGGGCAUUAAAUUAGGAUGGAUUCAAGGCGUCCUUAUACCAUGUCUCCUGAACAUUUGGGGGGUGAUGCUCUUUCUGCGGAUCUCUUGGGUGGUGUCGCAAGCUGGCAUCGGAUUGUCAUUAGUUAUCAUCGCCAUAUCAGCUGUGGUGUGUGUUAUAACAACAUUGUCAAUGAGCGCCAUAUGCACAAAUGGGGAAGUUAAAGGAGGUGGUAUAUACUAUAUCAUAUCAAGAUCGCUGGGACCGGAAUUCGGAGCCUCUGUCGGCAUAAUUUUUGCAUUUGCCAAUGCUGUAGCGGCUAGCAUGAACACUAUCGGUUUCUGUGACUCUCUAAAUGAUCUGCUAAAGAGUAAUGGCUUGAAGAUCAUUGACAAUGGAACUAACGAUGUCAGGCUGGUGGGCGCCAUAGCGCUUGUCGUUAUGUGCAUUAUUUGUGCUGUUGGUAUGGAUUGGGAGAGUAAAGCACAGAAUUUUCUAAUUGCAAUAAUAAUCGGAGCAAUGGUCGAUUUUAUAGUAGGGACUAUAAUUGGACCAAAGAGCACUGAAGAGAUAUCGCAAGGAUUUGUAGGUUUUAGUAGUACAAUUUUCUCGGAAAACUUUGGGGCAGAUUUUCGGUACAGCGAAGGACUGAAUCAAGAUUUCUUCAGCGUAUUUGCCAUAUUCUUUCCUUCAGUGACGGGGAUUCAAGCUGGCGCUAAUAUUUCUGGAGAUCUAAAGGACCCCGCUUCUGCAAUCCCCAAAGGCACUCUUCUGGCGUUGCUGAUCUCUAUGUUAAGUUAUGCCCUGAUGGUGCUAUUCUCCGGGGGCGGAGCGCUGCGGGACGCUAACGGAAUGACAAGCCUUAUCGUCAACGGAACCUACAACAUCAGUGAAAUUGGCGACUGCAUGUAUACUAAUGGUACUUGCAAAUAUGGACUGCAUAAUAGUUAUUCGGUUAUGCAACUGAUGUCGGGAUGGGGUCCACUGAUCUACGGGGGCUGCUGGGCGGCAACUCUGUCCACUGCUCUUACAAACCUGCUGUCGGUGCCUCGACUAAUUCAAGCUCUUGGAGUCGACCGUAUCUACCCCGGCCUCAUCUUUUUCUCCAAACCUUAUGGCAAGCAUGGAGAGCCUUACCGCGGAUAUGUGCUAACCUUCCUGGUCUCUUUGGUCUUCCUUCUUAUUGCUGAUUUGAACACUAUUGCUCCUCUUAUCUCAAAUUUCUACCUAACAUCGUACGCAUUGAUAAAUUUCUGCACAUUCCACGCGGCACUUGUUCGCCCUCUCGGCUGGCGACCUACUUUCAGAUAUUACAACGUAUGGCUGUCUCUGCUCGGUUUCCUGAUGUGUGUUGCAAUUAUGUUGCUCAUCAGUUGGAUCAUGUCGCUCGUCACAUUCGCCAUAUUCUUCACGCUCUACCUCAUCGUGCAUUAUCGGAAACCAGAUGUUAACUGGGGUAGCAGCACCCAAGCGCAAAUGUAUAAAACUGCAUUAUCCAGUGCCCACAACCUGGCCCGCACAGGGGAACACGUUAAGAACUAUUGGCCCCAACUGUUAGUGUUAGCGGGGACCCCGCAGACCAGACCGGCGCUUGUUGACCUCGGAUACCUUAUCACUAAAGCUGGAUCAUUAAUGAUUGUUGGGAACAUUUCAGAGAAAAAGCUGUCAUAUAAGGAGCAAUCGUCCCGCAACCGAUCAGGGGAUGAAUGGCUUCGUGGACGUAAGGUCCGAGCUUUCUGCAGCGCUGUCAAUGGGUUCAACUUCGAGCUUGGCGCGAGAGCACUUAUGCAGGCCGCUGGUGUUGGACGAUUGGCUCCCAAUGUAUUGCUUAUGGGGUACAAAUCCGACUGGACCACUGCACCAGCACACGAUCUUGUAUCAUACUUCAAUGUGUUACAUACGGCAUUCGAGAACCGCCUGGCGGUGGCGAUAGUGCGCGUAGCUGGCGGGCUGGACCACGGCACGGCGGUGGAGGAGGCGACGGCCACGCCGGCCGGCGGGCACACCGCCACCUCCAGCGGCAGCGGAGACCUGCGCGUGCGCCGCGGGCCCUCCAACAUUAUGCACGCAGACUCUGACCUCGACAUACGCUCGCCAGACUCGCAGCCCACCAGCAGGAACAAUCUCACUAGUUUACUAAAUAUGCCGAUAACACGCUCCUACACGAUAUCUGAAAAAGACACCAAAGAGAAGAAAAAGGAUAAAAAAAUGGAUUUCCACAGGCAAAUUGUAUAUAAAACAUCCAACGGGCUCGAAAUAUCAAAGGAUCAGUUGUCACAAAUGAGCUUAUUCCAGAAAAAACAGGAAGCGGGCACUUUAGACGUAUGGUGGUUAUACGACGACGGCGGUCUCACUAUCCUAUUACCUUAUAUUAUCUCUCAGCGGUCAUCUUGGGCCAACUGCAAACUGAGAAUCUUCGCCCUUGCCAAUCGACGUCAUGAAAUGGAGCUUGAAGAAAGAAAUAUGGCCAACUUGCUUUCUAAGUUCCGAAUAGACUAUUCGUCAUUGACAAUGGUGCAAGAUAUAACUGAGCCUCCACAGGAAGACACGAAGAGAAUGUUCGAUGAAAUUAUAAAGAAAUUUGUCGGAGAAAAUGAAGACUAUUGUAUCAACGAAACAGAGUUGCUAACGUUAGCGGAGAAAACAAACAGACAGCUGCGGCUCCGCGAAUUGUUGCUGGCCAACUCGAAGGAGGCGCGGCUGGUCGUUAUGUCAUUGCCUAUGCCCAGAAAGGGUUCGGUGUCAGCCCCGCUGUACAUGGCGUGGCUAGAGAUGCUGAGCAGGGACCUUCCUCCGGUCCUAUACGUCAGAGGCAACCACACGUCGGUGCUCACCUUUUAUUCUUAAAAUCAUUUAAGUAAAUAUUAAUAGUGAUCGCUGUUAUUUAACCAAAGUUUUUGAAACUCUUAGCUUAUUCUUCUUGACUGUACUUAUUGUAUUGUUAUUUCUAAAUUUAAUUUUACUUAUAUUGAAUGAAAAUAAUCGUGUAGAUACAUUAUUAGGCAGGUAAACUAUUUUAGAUAAAUAAACAGCUAUAAUGUACUUAACUUGCAUUAAACAGAGCUAAGUGCAGAAUUAAAGUAAUUUACAUAAUUAAAUUAUGUUACAGUUAUUUAAUUCUAGGUAGGUAGAGAUAGUUAAUGUCAAUUUUUAAUAUGACUAAGUAUUAGAUACUUUCUAAUAAUUUUACACUACUAGUUUUAUAAUUGUAUAUAUUAAAUACCUAAUUAAUGAAAUUAAUUAUAUAUAAUAAGAUUAAUAAGAACCAAAUUACUAAAUAAAAAUAUAUCCAAAGACACAAUGAACAAACUUUUUUUAUUAUUAAAAUAAGUACAUAAAUAAUCAAGUUUUAGUAGGGCCUAAUGUAUAAUAUUUAUUGCUUUUUUUUAACUUUCAACGUAUCUCUCUACAAAAUUAAAAACAUUGAGUGGACCGACAUUAUACAAAUAAACCAACGUGAAUUGUAUAACAAACUAUAUGAUAUUUACAAGAUUACUGUAACCUGUACUAACAAAUUACCUGUGAGCAUUACAUGUAAAUUGUUAUUUAAUUUUAUACAAAAGUUACAACGUAAUAGGUUCGUAGAUCUUCUGUGUAAUUCCUCCCGAAAAUAAUUAAAUUGUACAUCCACUAUACAAGUUUUGUCAAUAUAAAGUCGUAAUAGUGAAAACAACAAAACGCGUAGCAUAAAAUUCGUUUUGAUUGUAACUUAAAUUAAUUGUAGUUAUAAAUAGAUUAUAAUUUUUAUUAUAUUUUUAAUAUUUAUAAAUUAUAUUUUAAAGUAAUUUACUAAUAUUAGGCAUAGAAUAAAUAUUACCUUAAUAUUUUUUCUAUACUUCAGUAAUCUUUUGUACCCCUGCUGUACAAGACGUAAACAAGAUGUAAACAAGAUGCCAACUAUAAGAUUUAUUUUUAAGGACGAUUUAUCUAUAUUGAGUGAGGAUAUGAAAUAUUAUAUGAUACAAAUUUAUGAUUUUAUACGUUUCUCAGAUGAUGGAGGGCAUAAACGUAUAAUAUACUCACUCGAUAAAUCUUCUUAGACAUUAAAAAUUCCUUCUCUCCAAACCGCAUCCAUAAUAAUUUUGGGAUACAAAUGUAAAUCUGUAUGUAAUUAUAUAACAAAUUGUAACAACAAGUACAAGACAAUAAAACC